CUACAUGUGAGAAUUUUCCCCCUUCUUUGAUAGCGUUUGAAUAAUCAGAGACUUUUCACACCAACUUUCAUUCGAUUGGAUGGCUGCAUCUUCUUCAAGGCCUGCAUAGGAAGCCAAAUGUGAGAGAAUAGAGGGGCCAAAUUGGCUUGAACUUCCUAGAGAAGUCACUGAAAAGAUUCUACACAAGCUUGGUCCCUUUGAAAUUUUCAUAAGUGCAAGCCUUGUGUGUCCUUUAUGGUGGAAAAUCUGCAUGGACCAUUGACUUGACCAAUGACCACCCACCCUUGCGCUCCACACUCCAAAUUGGAGAAGUUUUGUAUCCAUGCCAUUGAACGAAGUUGCGGUCAUUUAGAAGACAUUAGUAUUCAGGAUAUUGCCAAUGAUGAAAUCUUCAAAUGCAUUGUUGAUAGGCAAUCUCAUCAUUUUUUCUCUUUAUUGCCUUAAUUCCAUGUUUUAUAAUUAGUACUGAUACUGAUUUUCCAUGUUUUUCACUAUGGGCUCAUUUUUGUUUUUAUUUAGUUUUUAUUUUUAUAAAGAGCAUGUGAAAUUCGAGUGAGGAUUCAAAUUCAACAUGGCUUGGAACUUGGAAGUUUCAUAAUUUUGUUUAAACAUGUUUCUUUGUAUCUGUUUUCCUUUUUUCUUUCCAUGUUUUAUAGCGGAAGUCAUCUAAGACGGAUGCGGCUUUUGAUUAGCUUGGAAGUUUCAGAUACUCAAUUGAGUGAGGCUGUGAAGAAGCUUCCACUGUCGGAGGAGUUUGAAAUGUCAUUCGGCGAGCUAUCCGAGGAUACUUUGGAACUCAUGGGCAAAUGUUGCCCACAUUUGAAAGUGCUUAAAUUUAACACUGACGAAGAGAAUGGCUUCGAGGAUGAUUAUGAGGAACUUGCUAUUGCAAAGAACUUGCCUCAGCUACGUCAUCUCCAGCUUAUGGGAAACAGGCUCGCCAAUCAUGGUUUGCUUGCCAUUCUUGAUGGAUGUCCUAAUCUUAAAUCUCUUGAUCUGCGUGUUUGUUCUAAUGUCGAUUUGAGCGGAAGUUUGAGGGAAAGGUGUCUUAAGCAAAUAAGAGAUUUACGUCUUCCAGAAGACUUGAGUGAGGUUUCCAUCUACGUUGAAGGUCGUAACGAUAUUUCUUUUGAUGGACGUAACUGUGGAUGUGACAUUGACAGAGAGUAUUUAGAACAUCUUAUGGCCAUUGAUAGGGCACGUAGACCAUUUCCUGAGUAUGAGUGUAUGACUACUUUGAUCUAUUUUGAUUCAUGUUUUAGUUAAGUGAUUAUAUGUUCUUUUUGGAUAUGUUGAUCACCUGCAGGUACUGUUCUAUAUUGCAUUUAUUUUUGGAUUGAAGUGCCUCAAUGGUUGUUCUAAAUGCCAUGGUUCUUUUACUUUUGUAGU
Lotus japonicus is the source of this 1389-nucleotide messenger RNA. Its product is annotated as putative F-box/LRR-repeat protein 23. The transcript is spliced from 2 exons. Lineage: Eukaryota; Viridiplantae; Streptophyta; Magnoliopsida; Fabales; Fabaceae. The record is from RefSeq and is a predicted model, not a curated record. The coding region runs from base 646 to 1266 and encodes 206 amino acids.